UGCGGCGACGCACUUGCAGCGAGAUCGGGAGGAGGAGGAGACAGCAAGGAUAGGCCCAGGAGCAAUGGCGUCCAAAGAGGAACAAGUGAUGAAAAAUAUCAACAUGGAAAAUGCCAACGAGGAAAAUGAUAAAAAGGAUGAAAAAGAGCAAGUUGCUAAUAAAGGAGAGCCUUUGGCCCUACCUUCGGGAUCCGGUGAAUAUUGUGUACCUGGAGGAAAUCAUAGGUGGUUCCAUGUUAGGCAGCCCAUCCUGCAGUAUAGAUGGAACAUGACUCAGAGGCUUGAAGAGCCACAGGCAAGGAUGAGAGAGGAGAAUAUGGAAAGGAUUGGGGAGGAGGUGAGGCAGCUGAUGGAAAAGCUGAGGGAAAAGCAGUCGAGUCAUAGUCUGCGGGCAGUUAGCACUGACCCCCCUCACCAUGACCAUCAUGAUGAGUUUUGCCUUAUGCCUUAA
Molecule: messenger RNA, 451 nt
Organism: Mesoplodon densirostris (Blainville's beaked whale)
Lineage: Eukaryota; Metazoa; Chordata; Mammalia; Artiodactyla; Ziphiidae
Product: protein BEX2-like
Exons: 2
Coding region: 65-451 (128 amino acids)
Biological process (GO): signal transduction
Cellular component (GO): cytoplasm; nucleus
Molecular function (GO): signaling receptor binding
Source: RefSeq, a predicted model, not a curated record